Messenger RNA from Ipomoea triloba (trilobed morning glory), 2748 nucleotides. Its product is annotated as CDPK-related kinase 5-like. Lineage: Eukaryota; Viridiplantae; Streptophyta; Magnoliopsida; Solanales; Convolvulaceae. Bases 275 to 2077 code for a protein of 600 amino acids. Gene Ontology annotation, molecular function: calmodulin binding; ATP binding; calcium/calmodulin-dependent protein kinase activity. The record is from RefSeq and is a predicted model, not a curated record. Gene Ontology annotation, cellular component: cytoplasm; nucleus. The transcript has 11 exons. Gene Ontology annotation, biological process: peptidyl-serine phosphorylation; intracellular signal transduction; protein autophosphorylation.
UUCUUUUUUCAUUUUCUAUAUAUUUUUGGCAACAUAAUCUCAUCUCUGAACUUCUCCUAUAAUAUAAUUCCAGGACAGAAGCGAAUAUGUCGUCGUUUUCCUUUUCAUCAGUUUCUGCAGAUCCGUUUCUCUUCUCUUUUUAUCUCUCAAAUUCCAAGUAAACCCUAGAAAAAAACAAUAUUAUUUCCUUUUGCUUAAGUAAUACUACUUCAUGCAAAUGUCUGGGGAGUUUUUGUGUACAAAUUUUGCUUGAGAGGAUUUUGUGGGGGAGCUAAUGGGUGCUUGUACUUCAAAACCCUCUCUAGAGCCCAGUGAUUCUGGGCGUGAUCGUGAGAGGGGUGAGGGUAAUGGAGCUCCGGCCAAAGAUUCCCCGGAGAGAGUGGAGAUUCCGGGAAAGCAAGUAAAGGAGAAGGGGGGAGUUGAGGCCGGGAAAAAGUCUCCUUUAUUCCCGUUCUAUAGUCCGAGUCCGGCGCACUAUUUGUUCUUCAAAAAAUCUCCGGCGCCGCCCAGCUCCAAUUCUACUCCGAGGAGGUUUUUCCGGCGGCCGUUCCCGCCGCCGUCGCCUGCCAAGCACAUCCGGGCGGUUCUCGCUCGGCGGCAGGGCUCGGUGAAGCCGAAUGAGGCGGCGAUUCCGGAAGGGACGGAGGCGGAGGUGGGGGGAGCUGUGCUGGACAAAAGAUUCGGUUUUUCUAAGCAUUUCGGGAACAAGUAUGAGCUUGGAGAGGAGGUUGGGCGAGGGCAUUUUGGGUAUACUUGUAGAGCUAAGUUCAAGAAGGGUGAGCUUAAAGGCCAAGAUGUUGCAGUUAAGGUCAUUCCCAAAGCAAAGAUGACAACGGCCAUUGCCAUUGAGGAUGUGAGGAGGGAGGUGAAGAUUUUGCGGGCUUUGAAUGGACAUAAUAAUUUAGUUCAGUUCUAUGAUGCAUAUGAAGACCACGAUAAUGUAUACAUUGUAAUGGAGCUUUGUGAAGGAGGGGAGCUUUUGGAUAGAAUACUGUCAAGAGGCGGAAAAUACACUGAAGAUGAUGCCAAAGCGGUGAUGAUACAAAUAUUAAAUGUUGUGGCGUUUUGCCAUCUUCAAGGUGUGGUGCAUCGGGACCUCAAACCUGAGAAUUUCUUAUAUACAUCUAAGGAUGAAAACGCACAACUGAAAGCCAUAGAUUUUGGGCUGUCAGAUUUUGUAAAGCCAGAUGAUAGGCUUAAUGAUAUUGUUGGCAGUGCCUAUUACGUAGCCCCUGAAGUUCUACAUCGAUCUUAUAAUACCGAGGCUGAUGUCUGGAGUAUUGGUGUGAUAGCAUAUAUUCUUCUUUGUGGCAGUCGCCCUUUUUGGGCUCGAACCGAGUCGGGAAUCUUCCGAGCUGUCCUAAAAGCCGAUCCAAGUUUUGAAGAAGAGCCUUGGCCUGCACUUUCUUCCGAGGCAAAAGACUUUGUGAAACGUCUGUUGAACAAAGAUCCACGGAAAAGAAUGACUGCAUCUCAAGCCUUGUGUCAUCCUUGGAUACAGAAAGGGAAUGACGUGAAAGCUCCGUUGGAUAUACUAAUAUUCAAACUCAUGAAAGUUUACAUGAGAUCGUCUGCUCUUAGGAGAGCUGCUUUACGUGCUUUAUCGAGGACAUUAACUGUAGAUGAACUUUUUUAUUUGAGGGCGCAAUUCUCUCUGCUGGAACCAAACAAAAAUGGCACCAUUUGUCUGGAAAAUAUCAAAGCGGCCCUGAUGAAAAAUGCAACGGAUGCCAUGAAAGAUUCACGCAUCCACGAGUUUCUUGCAUUGUUUAAUGCUCUGCAGUACAGGAGGAUGGAUUUCGACGAAUUCUGUGCAGCUACAUUAAGCGUCCAUCAGCUUGAGGCUCUUGACCGAUGGGAACAGCACGCCCGCUGUGCCUAUGAAAUCUUCGAGAAAGACGGGAACAGGGCCAUCGUAAUCGAAGAAUUAGCUUCGGAACUCGGCCUUGGCCCAUCCAUUCCUGUACACGCGGUCCUCCACGACUGGAUCAGACACACCGAUGGAAAGCUCAGCUUCCUCGGGUUCAUCAAACUGUUGCACGGUGUAUCAAGUCGCACUAUCGCAAAACCGCAAUGACACCCGAGGUGCCUUUCUCAGUUCUCUGUGAUGAUUGGUUGGCAAAUAAAAGAACUGAUAAGACAACUAAGAACCCACCGCAUCAUUUAACCAGAAAGUAUAUACUGUGCAGACAUGUUUGAGACCAAAUCCAAGAUUGUGAAUAUCCCUGAUUCCCACCCCAAUUAUUGUCAUAGAACAUAUCAGCAGUGGUGUUUCUUACUGUAAAGACGUAGGUAAUGUGUGUAUAAUUUCAGAAUUAAGAAUGAUCCCUUUGUGUAAACUUCUGGACCCUGAUACAAGUCUCAAAAGUUGAAUAAUUUGGUCAAGAAAUGGUAGAAGAGAUUCAUGAAUCUAAGCCUGAUGAGGUACCUGUUUUGUCGGCAAAAAUUUUGUCAAGAAAAGCUGGCAAUCGCUGUUGGGGAUCAUCAAUCAUUGAAAGGAUGCAUCCAAAUAAACAUUGAGACAGAGACUUGCAGCAGUAGCUGUAUGGUUGGGUGGGAAAAUACUGUGUACUCCCAUUUUGUACACCUAACUUUUAUUCCCUGUUUUCCAAACACAAAAUCUUGAUGCAGACACUUGUAUUGGAAUUCACAUGAAAAAAAUAGCUUAUCAGUAUCCGUCACGUCAGAGAGUGAAAUUUAUGAAGUAAGAUUUGAGAAUCUAUGUAGUAGAACUCGAUUGGGUGUGAU